Messenger RNA from Parnassius mnemosyne (clouded apollo), 1473 nucleotides. Lineage: Eukaryota; Metazoa; Arthropoda; Insecta; Lepidoptera; Papilionidae. The record is from the annotation of a GenBank genome assembly.
AUGAUGACUUCAGCUUUAUUUUGUAUAAUGUUCGCGUUGUAUUGGACAUGGUGGUAUCGUAACACAAAAUCUAAACUGGAACCGCCAACUCAUCCAGGAGCAUUGCCACUUAUUGGACAUGCACAUAAGCUGUUGGGAGAUACUGUUUUUCUUUGGAAUACUGUGAAGGAAAUUUCAUACACUGCCUUAAGAGAGGGUGGUGUAGUAACAACGUUAAUUGGACCUCGGAAAAUAUACGUGGUAGCAGAUCCCGAAGACAGCUUGACUGUCGCUAACGCUUGCAUACAAAAAGACGUUAUAUACGAAUUUGCUAAACCGUGGCUAGGAGAGGGUUUGAUAACCGGAAAAGUAUCAAUAUGGAAGCGUCAUCGAAAGCUGUUAAACCCAGCAUUUAGUCAGCUGGUGUUGGAUGGAUUUCAGGGGGUUUUUAACAGCCAGGCCAGGCGCCUUGUUAAGGAUUUAGAAGUAGAGGUAGGAAAGAGCCCCUUCGACCAUUUAGUUUACAUGCGACGUAGUGCCCUGGAAACUAUUUGUUUGACAGCCAUGGGAGUUGAUUUCAGAAAAAACAGCGUUCUUCUUCAAUACGAACAAGCGAUAGAGCAGAUCUUUAAAAUUAUAACAGAAAGAUUUCAAAAGUUCUGGCUGCACAAUGACUUUAUCUACAGUUGGUCUGCUUUAAAGAGGAAGGAAGAACAGUGUGUAAAAAUAUUGCACAAUAUGUCUGAUAAGGUAUUGCAAGCACGUAAGGCAUCGUACUUUGAUAAUAAGAAGAACGGAUUAGCAGCGCCAAGUGGUACCAAAUUUAAGGCCUUCUUAGAUCUUCUUUUGGAAUUAUCUAUUGAAACGGGAGUUUUUAAUGACUUAGAAAUAAGAGAGGAAGUAGAUACAAUGAUUACCUCCGGACAUGAUACUACGGCAUCCGUACUUAUGUUUACGUUAGUAUUAAUAGGAUCCUAUCCAAAGGUACAAGAGCGGAUAUCUGAAGAGUUACAUAACGUCUUCGGAACGGAUGACAGGGAUGUUACUAAACAAGAUUUAUCGCGAUUAGUUUAUUUAGAAGCAGUUUUGAAGGAAUCCUUGCGCAUAUAUCCAAUAGUUCCAGUGAUAGCUAGAGUACUUGAAAAAAAUAUAAAGCUAAAGAAUUAUACACUUACAGCUGGUCGAACUUGUUUCCUGUCGAUUUAUGGUAUUCAUCGUCAUCCAAUAUGGGGAGAUGAUGUUGAAGAGUUCAAACCAGAACGGUGGCUAGAUACCGCGACUUUACCUUCGUGCCCUACUGCUUUUGCUGCUUUUAAUAUAGGAAGGAGGAUUUGUAUCGGAAAAUCAUUCGCUUUUAUGUCGAUGAAGACCACACUAUCCCACGUACUACGACAUUAUCGUGUAAAAGGAAAUCAUACCAAGAUGGUACUAAAGAUUGAUGUGGUGCUUAAGCCCAAAUAUGGUCACCACAUUUCUAUAGAUAGGAGAACGUGA